CCCCACUACAAAAUUCAGUCGCACUCUAGACAUUGGUGAAGAUAGACGUGUCCUACCGACUAGAGUCCAACGCAACAAAUCGCAGUGAACAUUUCGUCAUAACAUUGUGAUAGUGACAAAGUUAUUUGGGACGUGACAAGUGGGAGUGAUUAACAUUAAAUUUAAUAAAUAAACAAUAAUUGGAGACGUUUCUGUGUUUUGACGUUUUUAGUGAAGCUAUGCAAUUGUUCCCUCUUUUUGGAUAAUUCCGGAAAAAGGACUUCAAAAUUACCGCAAAUACUUAUAAUCGUUUUGAAGAUUCGUGCGGACCAAAUCUUGUCCGCCGAAACAUGGUUGCUGAGUUCAUCUUGAGUCAGCAACAGCUGCUUAACGGCGCUGCUGCCAACCUGGGUCCAGCCCCCACAGCAGCGCGAGUGCCACCACCGCCUCGCGCUCGUCUCUCCGUGUCUCCACACUUCCAGAUGGAUCAAUCACCAUCACCCAACGGCAUGUCUGGAGACCCCAGCGAAUACGGAUCUUCCUUUGAUUUCUCCAAGAGGAAAGAUUUUUUCGGUCAACGUAAACAACGCGAGUUUAUCCCUGAUAACAAAAAGGAUGAUGGUUACUGGGAUCGCAGGAGGCGUAACAAUGAGGCUGCCAAGCGUUCCCGGGAAAAACGCCGUUUCAAUGACAUGGUAUUGGAACAACGUGUUGUAGAACUGUCGAAGGAGAACCAUGUUCUAAAAGCUCAGCUGGAUGCCAUUAAAGAGAAGUAUGGAAUAUGCGGUGAGGCACUAAUCAGUAUUGACCAAGUGCUAGCCACCCUCCCGACCUGCGACCAAGUACUGUGCGUGACGAAAAGGAGCAAACUGUCGGGCAACGGUAUAUUCCCAGCCCCACCACCGCCACCGCAGGGUCCGCCUGCAUCACCACCUUCUCCACCACCACAACGUGCGCCAGAACCUUACCAGGAAAGACUUCCAGCUCCUGAAGCUUAUUAUCCCCAUCCGGCACACUAUGAGCCACCCGGUUCCGUUCUCAAUCUCUCAAGAUCUCGCCGCGCUCCAUCUCCCUACGAGCUAUCCUCACUAUCAGGCUCAGGAGAUGAGACAGCCGAACAGUAUGCCCCUGAAAAUAAUUGCUUACCUCUUAAACUUCGGCACAAAUCCCACCUCGGCGAUAAAGACGUCGCGAGCGCUCUGCUUUCACUACAACACAUUAAGCAAGAACCCGGCCCACGUUCCUCACCCUCAUGGGACGGCGAAGGCUCAAGCGACGAGAGGGAUUCUGGGAUCUCACUAGGAAAUGAGUACAGGCCGCAACGACCUGAUGAGCAGAGGCUAGCGGAAGAAGAAGACGCGCACCUGAAGGCUGAACUGGCACGGCUUGCUACAGAAGUGGCAACGCUAAAGAAUAUGAUGCACCAAAACAAGCAACGUACCCUGGAGCAUUAAGCGGCACCAGAAUACCGCAUCGCGUUCCGGACCAGGCGAUCAAUUGUCGAUAUAUUCGUACAAACUGUCUCAACCUCCCCUCCCUAGAAGUCGAAGUUACCACUUUGUAAAGAGAUGAGAAUAUAUUUGUAUGUUUGUGCAGCUGUACGCGGCUAAGUCGCAACGCCUAAACAUUAUCCUUCCUAAAUAUGGUAGUAGUCGGUGUUAGAUAUAAGCUAGAGAUAGUCUCAAGAAAAGAGCUUUUGCUUGAGACUAAUCGGUUUACGGACUUUUCGAGCAGAUAAAACGACUCUACUCACAAUUAUUCUAGAAUUUAAAAAAAUGCAUUUUUAGUGGUGAGCUAUGUUUAUGUAUAAAUAAGAGAAGUGGAUCUGUUUCAUCUAUUCGAAGACUCUUUCUAUAAAAUCGAUCUUUAAAGACUAUAUAUGCUAAGUUAGGUAAGUUAAUGUAAGUCCAUUAGUUAUUUAUGAUUAAUGUAUAGAUAUCUCAUUCGGAAUGUCCGUAAGUUCCAAACCAAAAAGAUUAUAAUCCUCUGGUAAUCACUCUAAGACUUCGUUACGAUAUUCUUUAUGAAAGUAUCUAUGAUCAAUCUAUUAGUACCAGUGCCUUUGACAAAACAUACCUACCUGUAAAAUAACUAAAGAUAUUUUUGUACAUUUGCUAAAAAAAAAUAAUUUUGUAUACAGUAUACCGGGCCAUUAUCGCAUUGACAAGGUGCGAUUUGAUCGCAGUUCCAAUAUCGUUCGAAGCGCUGAGCGUUUUUUUUUAAAUCGAUGUUGUCGUGUUUUGUGUGAUGGUUCAGUACUAUUAUUGUAUUACUCCUGUUGCCCAAAGGGCUGUGAUACGACUGAGAGGAGUUAAGUAUUUAUUUAUUUGGACCGCGACAGAGGAUUUUACAAUUUAUUGUCUUUGUAUAAGUCUAUACGAUAUGAAUAAAUUGUGUACAUUAAAAUAUA
Molecule: messenger RNA, 2389 nt
Organism: Leptidea sinapis
Lineage: Eukaryota; Metazoa; Arthropoda; Insecta; Lepidoptera; Pieridae
Gene: vri
Exons: 2
Coding region: 330-1433 (367 amino acids)
Biological process (GO): regulation of DNA-templated transcription; circadian rhythm
Cellular component (GO): nucleus
Molecular function (GO): DNA binding; DNA-binding transcription factor activity
Source: RefSeq, a predicted model, not a curated record